CUCGAUUUGUUUGUUUCCCUUUUUCUCACUAACCAAACAGCCCCUUACAUGAUUUCUCACCGUCAAAGUAACGCAUUUGUCAUGCCAAACACUGUUCACUUGCCAAUGCCGUCGUCUUGUACCCCUGAAGAACCAUAAAGUAACGAUUUUGAAAUGAAUCACGUCGCCGAUACAUAUGGGGCCGACCAUUAAGCAAUACACUCCUUGAAUCCUGAGGUGGGUUUCUCCAUUUUGGGUGAUACGGGGGUUGUUGGAAUUCAAGGAUGGAGGAGGAUAAGUAUGCUAAAGAGUUGGAGGUUGCUGUCAGGAUUGUGCAUAUAGCGUGUUCACUGUGUCAGAAAGUGCAAAAAGGCCUGCUUUCCGCCAGUAAUGAACAGGUUAAAUCUAAGGACGAUGAUUCUCCUGUUACCGUAGCAGAUUGGAGUGUCCAAGCAGUUGUUAGUUGGUUGCUUUCAGAAAUCUUUGGGGUUCAAAAUGUGUCUAUUGUAGCUGAAGAAGAUGUUCAAACACUCUCCAUGUCUGAUUCAUCAAAUCUACUGACGGCUGUAGUGAAUGCUGUGAAUGAAUGCCUAGCCGAAGCAGCAAAAUAUGGUCUUCAGUCUCCCAAUAAAGCACUGGCAGCUUCACAGAUUUUUGAAGCUAUCAGUCAAUGCAACUCAACUGGGGGCCCAACUGGAAGGCAUUGGGUACUUGACCCUGUUGAUGGAACUUUAGGAUUUGUACGUGGGGAACAGUAUGCUAUUGCUCUGGCCUUGAUUGAGGGAGGAGAACUUGUUCUUGGAGUUCUUGGUUGCCCUAAUUAUCCAAUGAAGGAGUGCCUAAAUUACCACCAAACCAUGUCAGUCUCUCCCUCCUCUUCUGAUAGUUGGGAAAAAGGAUGUGUGAUGUAUGCAAGGAGAGGAAGUGGCCAGGCAUGGUUGCAACCAUUAAUCCAUGGAGAUGUGAAGUUUGAGUGGCCAAAUUCUGCAAGAUUGAUCCAUGUUUCUUCCAUUGAUGAUCCAUCUCUUGCAACAUUUUGUGAACCCGUGGAGAAAACAAACUCAAACCAUGCCUUCACAGCAGGACUUGCUUCCAGCAUGGGGCUUAAAAAGCAGCCCUUGCGUGUCCAUAGCAUGGUCAAAUAUGCAGCUAUAGCUCGUGGAGAUGCUGAAAUCUUUAUGAAGUUUGCAAGGUCUGGGUACAAGGAGAAGAUAUGGGAUCAUGCUGCAGGUGUAGUCAUCGUAGAAGAGGCUGGCGGUGUGGUAACUGAUGCAGGAGGCCAUUCCCUGGACUUCUCAAGGGGACUAUAUUUAGAAGGCCUUGACCGGGGCAUUGUUGCUUGCUCUGGAUCAACCUUACAUGAGAAGCUCAUUGGGGCUGUUUAUGCUAGCUGGGAUUCUUCUCAUCUCUGAGACUUUCAUUAUCUUGCCAAUACACUGGUUCUGCAGUCUUUUGGUCAUUCAGGCAAGUACAAGCAAUUUGCUGGAACGGAUGCUGGUGGAAGCGGUCUGACACACAAAACAAUAACAGAUAAGUUCAACAUAAUUGACUGAACAUUUUGAGAAUAUAGUAACUUCCAUCAAGGCUUUUUGACACGCUUGAGCUCCAUCUUUAUGAUGCGUUGUGGUGUUUCUCAAUCUUCACAACGUUAUCCCUAGUGAACAUUUCCAACUGCUCCCCAUAUAAUUGGGAGAUCUGACUGAUUCUAUGUCUGUUCAAGCUCAUUAGCUGAUAUAUAUGACUUUUGGAUGCCUUAACUGAAAUUUUGAUUCCUUAGUUGCUUUAUAACCAAACACCAAGCUCUUCUAGGCUGUUGGCCCAUAAAAGCUCUUACAGGCUGAAGGUUCCUGGUCAGGCCCGUACGAAGUUGGGCUUGGGCUGGUGGAUGGCAAAGGGAGGUAAAAAAAAUAAGUAUCAUGCAAGGGGAUGAACAUCAUUGAUUACCUAUUAAAGCUUCAAAUAGAGGCUCAAAUAGACUUAAAAGGUCGGAAGGCCAAUAU
Rubroshorea leprosula is the source of this 1979-nucleotide messenger RNA. The record is from the annotation of a GenBank genome assembly. NCBI's taxonomy places the organism in Eukaryota, Viridiplantae, Streptophyta, Magnoliopsida, Malvales, Dipterocarpaceae.